This is a messenger RNA of Aedes aegypti (yellow fever mosquito), 1009 nucleotides long. Its product is annotated as protein disulfide-isomerase TMX3-like. The record is from RefSeq and is a predicted model, not a curated record. Gene Ontology annotation, cellular component: endoplasmic reticulum. Lineage: Eukaryota; Metazoa; Arthropoda; Insecta; Diptera; Culicidae. Gene Ontology annotation, biological process: peptidyl-cysteine oxidation. Gene Ontology annotation, molecular function: protein disulfide isomerase activity.
AUGAAUGUCACAAGUUUUCACGCUCCCAUCGAAAUCAGACGUACUUCUACGUCAAAAAAACCCUGCCGACCGGACAGUAUCGACAUUCUGAAAUCCAACAAUCCCAUAUUCUUCACCUAUGUCGGCAAACAGGAUGGAAUUCUGUGGGAUAUUUUCUACAGUGCAGCGGAAGUCUAUCGACCGCAUAGUUAUUUCUACGCAACUUCAGUGGAGAUAGCCAAGAGACAUUUCGACAUUGAUACCGUGCCAGCGGCCUUAGUCUACAAAGAACGAAAUCACUUCUACUUCCCAUACUCGGACAACUUCGAGUUGAUCGAACCUGUUCACCUAAACGAAUCCCUGUUCAGAUGGGUCAAUGAAGAGCGGUUCACGACAUUCCCGAAGGACCGGAGCAAUAUUCACCACAUCCUACAAACUAAGAAGUACCUCGUGCUGGCCGUGGUGGAAGAGAACAAGCUGAGCGAGAUUGCCGCCCAUGAGCAGGAGUUCCGCGAUAUGGUGGAGAUAUUCGUCCACAAGAACAAACACAAGUAUCACAGUCGCUUCCAGUUCGGUUGGGUGGGAACACCCGAUCUGGCACACUCCAUAGCCAUGGAUAAACUAGCCACGCCGCAUUUGAUAGUGCUGAAUGCUAGCACCAACGAGCACCACAUACCGGAGGACGAUCCUCUACAGUUGACCCCGGAGGCUAUCGAACUAUUCUUGGAUAGUAUUCAUAAUCAGACCGCUCCGGCCUUCGGCGGAAACUCGCUUCCGGUGCGGAUCUAUCGGGCCUGGUUCGAAGCCAAGCACUCGCUGUACGAGAUGUGGAUGGGCAAUCCGGUGCUGACCUCAGUUCUGUUCGGCCUUCCCUUGGGCUUCCUCUCGUUGAUACUGUACUCGAUCUGCUGUGCGGACAUCCUGGACGCCGAGGAAGAAGAGGAGGAACCCAAACACGAAAAAAAGGAGUAAGCUGUUCCGGGACUCGGUGUCAUCCCUGCUUUGGAGCAUAGUAUUGGUAGUGACAUGA